Blepharisma stoltei is the source of this 987-nucleotide messenger RNA. Lineage: Eukaryota; Ciliophora; Heterotrichea; Heterotrichida; Blepharismidae. The record is from the annotation of a GenBank genome assembly.
AUGGAUACAGAUAGAGCCAAACUUGUAGUAGAAGCAGAAGUCCGCAACAGACUUAUCGCUGAAUGUAUCCAAAGUGUCAACGACUAUCUCCAUGGAAGAGCCUGGGAAAUUUUUUCAAAUAAGUUUAAAUCCAUGAAUAUCAACCUCCCUCGAGAUUUAAUUGCAUGCAAAAUCUGUGAAGAGCCAAUGACAGGGCAUUAUUUUGAAAAAGAGAAAAAAAUCAUUAUCUGCGCUAAUAAUGUGGUUAAUCAAGAAUUUGACAGCACUUUGGGGCAUGAAAUGGUGCAUCUUUUUGAUGAUGCCAGGGCUGAGGUAGAUUUUCAUAACCCUGAACAUGUAGCGUGCAGCGAAAUUAGAGCGACAAAUUUAAGUGGAGAAUGCAGCAAUAAAGGAUUUUUGAAACAUGUGAGGAAAGGAACGGUGACGAAGAAAUAUACGCAGUGUGUAAAAGAUAGGGCAACUAAGAGCUUGAUGGAUAAUCCACAUUUUAAAUUGAAAAAUAUGAUGGAGGCUGACUCCCCCCUCGAAGUUCGACCAAGAUUUUUUUGGUCGAACUUCGAGGGGAUUUAAGAAAAAUUUUUUUCAAAAAAAUUAUAUAGAAUUUUUUUUUAUAUAAUUUAGUAGUUAAAAAAAAAAAUAUUUAUCAUAUUCUUCUGUAUGGUUGAGAGGGUGUAAGGUUAGAAAAAAUAGUGCAAGAUGGUUUUGUAACGCUUUUUAGAACUUGAAUACAAAAAUCGCAAGCUCACCCCCACAUAGUUUAAAAUUUUUGAAAAAUUGCUUAUUUUCCUAGUAAAUUUAUAUAGGUCUUGGUCGAACUUUGAGGGGGGUUAACUUUCCAAAAAAAUAGGAAUUUUCCCUAUAUCUUGGUCGAACUUCGAGGGGGGGAGUGAGGAGAUUGUGGGAGGCGUUUGGGAUGUGUGUUUUUAUGAUUAUGAGCCUUUUAGUAUUGAUGAGGCGAAGAGGAAAGCAGCAGGGAAAAAAUUUUAG